This is a messenger RNA of Liolophura sinensis, 3603 nucleotides long. RefSeq names its product SPRY domain-containing protein 3-like. The coding region runs from base 99 to 1436 and encodes 445 amino acids. Lineage: Eukaryota; Metazoa; Mollusca; Polyplacophora; Chitonida; Chitonidae. The transcript has 11 exons. The record is from RefSeq and is a predicted model, not a curated record. Gene Ontology annotation, molecular function: protein binding.
CACAGUGGAAAAUUCGACGGGUUUCGGUUACGAAAUGUGAAUUAAGCACGGAAGUUGUCAUCAGGUAAAGUAGAUAUGACGAAAUUACGAGAUUAGAGAUGGACAACUCUCGAGUUCUGAGGUUAAUGCGCUUGGAGGAUAUGGAGGAGAUACUACAGCGGCAUCGGUUCAUGCACGCUUUUCCCCGUCGCCGGCUUCGCAUUCGGGACAAGGGUGAAGCGGCAAAACAGCCACGGUUUGAGAGGAUACUGGUAGAGGGGGAUGUGCUGGGGUAUGUUCCUAAUGAAGAUAAUCGAGUCGGUGUUUACAUCUCACCUCACCCACUAACCCCAGACAACAAUUACUUUGAGGUAGAAAUCCUGGACACUGGCCUAAUAGGGGCCAUUGCUAUUGGUCUAGUCCCUUGCCAUUACCCAUUAGACAGGCAGCCUGGCUGGAACUCGGAGUCUGUAGGAUAUCAUGCAGAUGAUGGGAAGCUGUUCAAGGCAAAUGGGUUUGGUAGAGUUUUCGGACCAAAGAACUAUAUAGGGGACAAAGUUGGUUGUGGGAUAAUAUUUGAUAGAGAUGAGGAUGAAGAAGGUCACAAACCAACAGCCAAGGUUUUCUUCACACGGAACGGCAAAGAGAUUGGGAAAGUAGCAGUGCCUGUGCCUGCUGAGGGCCUGUACCCUGCCAUUGGUAUGCACUCCGAGGGGGAGGAGGUGCGACUCAACCUGGAGGCAGAGUGGCAGGCUGAGGACGUGAUCCUCAUGGCCGUGGACAACUGUGAGGAGGAGUGGUCACGUCUCCAUGACGUCAAGCUGAACGGCAGUGUAAGUAUCCUGGAGUACACUGGUCGAGGGAAAAGCAUAAUAGAUGUGGGUUUGGCCCAAGCCAGAUUUCCCCUUGACACAACAUACCACUACUUCGAAAUAGAAAUUGUGGACCCAGGAGAAAACUGUUACAUAGCCAUAGGUCUAGCCAGAAGGGAUUAUCCAAAGCACAGACACCCUGGGUGGAACCGAGGCUCCAUAGCCUAUCAUGCAGAUGAUGGGAAGAUAUUUGUGGGCAGUGGAGUAGGUGAUCCAUUCGGUCCAAGGUGUCAUAAAGGUGAUAUAAUGGGUUGUGGGAUUCUGUUCCCGCGGGAUUAUAACAGUGAUGCUGACAGUGAUGGGUCAUCAGCAGCCAGCCCUGACUACCCUAAUGUGGAGGAGCUGUUAUUGGAGGACUAUCACACUUCUGACUCAGAUGAGGAGGAGUUCUGGGGACCAGGGGCAGGGCCAUGGGAAAAACCCAUCGCAGAAUAUGGUGCUAAGGUCAAGAUAUUUUUCACACGAAAUGGAAAAACAAUAGGCCAGAAAGAAAUCCGUAUGCCAAAGGGAGGUUUCUAUCCAACAGUUGGAAUGUUGAGUAGUGAUGAAAAAGUGAGAGUUGACCUUCGUCCUUUGACUGGUUGAAAGCUUCUGCUUGUUUUGGAUGAUAAGCUGAAAGCUCAAGUGUUGACUGCCAUGUAAGCGUGUGGACAUCUAUGAGAGGACCUGCUGUGGGAGAUAUGUCCACUUGGUCAGUUUUGUGAUCAAUGUUGUGUUAUGUGUGCGUGAGGUGGAGUGGCUGUGUCAGACUGUUAACUGGUAUUUCUGAUAUUUUAUUGUAUAAACUGUACAGAUGUAGUCUCCAAGCAGCUCUUACCAAGAUAAAAAUCAGCAGCUGCAUGCAUUGCUUUAGUGAAACUGUUACAUAUUGUAGACUUGUGCAGCAGUUCGGUAAUGUUUUAGUAUCACAGGUAACUCAAAGCUUAUACCUGGACAAAAUAUGAAAGUUAUGCGGUAAUUUGAGACAUUGACUUUGUUGAUAGCAGGGCCAUACCCUGUUAUUUUAAGGUAUCUCAGUUGUACUGUUGAUGCCAUCUAGCUGUUGUGGCUGUGUCAUCUAGCUGUUGUUACUUUGUCAUCCAGCUGUUGUCAUCGGGCUGUUCAGGUGGUGUCAUCCAGCCGUUGUCACAAUGUCAUCCAGCUGUUGUGGCAGUGUUAUCCACCUGUUAUGGCAGUGUCAUCCAGGUGUUAUGGCAGUGUAUUUAAGCUGGUAUGGCAGUGUCAUCCAGCUGUUAUGGCGAUGACAUUUAGCUGUGAUGUGGGUGUCAUCCAGCUGUUGUAGCGGUGUCAUCCAGAUGUUAUGGCAGUGCAUUUUAAGCUGCUAUGGUGGUGUCAUUUAGCUGUUACAGCGCUGUCAUCCAACUUGUAUGGUGGUGUCAUCCAGCUUUUAUGGCAGUGUCAUCCAGCUUUUAUGGCAGUGGCAUCUAGUUUUCAUUUUAGUUUCCUCCAGUUUUUAUUUUUAUGUCAGCCAGCUGUUCUGUUGGUUCCAAUAACAUUGAGCUACACAUGUGUUUCUUAACACUGUUGCCAAGUCCCCUGGUUUCAGUUCAUGGUAACAGAGCCAGUAUUGACAGUGCUAGUGUUUUGAUCAUGUUUGGAGAUCAUAUAUUAAUUGUAUGUAGAUCCUAAAACUCAAAACACAUACCUGUUACUUUUAUCCAUCUGUGCAAUUGUUGUCUCUUGUGUUCUUUUUUACAUAUUUCGUUUUAAUACUGUGGCUUUUAGCAGAGUAGAUUGUUUGAUAUUUAGACUGGUAUAUAUUUUGCUAUUUGUAUAAUUUUAGAGAAGCUGUAUUAAUGCUGCAGUUAUCAUGUGCCAUUUCCAUGCCAAAGACUUGCACAAGUAUAAAUGAGAUAGGAAUACUGUAGUUACCCAGACCAGCCAUAGUUCUCUGAGCACACGGUAACACUGCUGUGUAGAGGUUCUAGGGGUGGGACUGGCUUUAGUCUCUGUGUAGUCACCCUUGUCUACAUGUACUUACAGGAGCAGGGUGAUGUCAUCUCCUUUUGUAGGCUUUUGUUGUUGUUUUGGACAUUCCGUUUGUGCAUGUCUCAAGUUAGAAAGGAUAUUUCUUAAAUUGAAUGUCAUCAUUUUGUUCCACAUAUCUUUUAGUUUAACAGAAUUGUAAAAAAAACUUAAGGAGGUAUUGUCACUUCCUUUUUCCUUUUGUGUCAAAAUGUUGUAAACAUGAAUUUGUUGUUGAAGAUAUGAGAGUUGGUUUGCAAUUUAUACAGUUGCAGAUUUGAAGGAGCUUCAAGUCAGUAUGUACAGAACUUAUCACAAAUAGGUUGUUAUAGUUCAUGGCUUCUGUUAAGAUGUCUGGUUAAGUAUUUUGUCACUUGUUAUUUUCCAUUCAGGGAUAGUAUUGAAACCUCAUAAUCGGCUUAUGUACAUGUCUUAUCCCCCAGUCCAGUUGUCUGUCCAGUGUAAUUUGUGUUCAUGCCAUACAUCCGCAGCAGUUUAUAUUUUGUGUAUAUAUGUAUAUGUAUUUAUUAUCAGGCAAGUGAUGUGAUAUUUAUACCUAUCCGUGCAAACCUUUUAGCCUGUUAUUUUAGCCAGCACGAUGUUGGCAACUGUUGUACAUUUGGAAGUUUCAGACUGGACACGCUGGUCUGUCUUGUGUGUGGUGGAGGAAGUUAAAACUGAACCUAGUUCGGUCUUUUCACUUCCAUUCUCAAGGUCGCUGUGGUGCAUCUUGGGAUGUCCUGUUACUAUGCAUUAAUAUGUAUGGAUGGUUUGUUUUGUUUUUUUG